AUUUUUACAGUUUUUGCUUUUUUCCAACAAUUUGCAUGUACAAAUGAUUGUCUGCCCAAAAAAUGUAAGCUGGAAAACAAUCAACAGCUUGGAGGUCCUUUUCAGACCGUAUGGAAUCAAGCGGGGCAGUUUGCAGUCCCAUAUUUCUUCGCUCUCACAUGCAGCUUGUCUUGGCAUUGUGUUGUCGUCGUCGUGGCUCAGUUUCAAUAAGAGGCAGGCUUUUUUAUGGCAUAUUGAAUCCACCUUCGAGUAGCAGGCGGGCGCACGGGAAUUAUCUGCAGCAGCAAUGUACUGUAUCUCUUCAAUGGGGGUAGACGUAGGAAGAACUGAAAACAAGUCUGACGAUUAACUGGUUGUUUUAAUGGAAGAAACAAUAGAUUCGGGAAGAAAAUUUGGAAGGAGGCCCGGUGAAUGCCCAUGGCAGCUACAACCUCAGACCAUCCAUCCAGUGUGAGCUAGAACUCAGAGCCGUUCAUUAGCAUAGAUCUCAUUUCCACAGGCCUGUCUCAGCAAAGAGUGCACCAGAGAUAUACGCUCACCUGGAAUUGGAAGUUCCCGCGCACACAUAAGAACCUACAUGAAUGAAGUGAGGCAGACUAAGCAGCAACCCUGAGAGUCAAGGUCUUUCAGCCUCGGAGAAAGGCAACAAGAAGCACAGAUUUGGUUCUGCUUCUUUCUUUAAGAACAUGGCCUAUAGGCAGAACGCCACGGAAGACUGGGGGAACCUGCCUCAUCACGUGGUGCUGCAAGUGUUCCAGCACCUGUCCCUGGUGGACCGCGCUCGGGCCUCCUCUGUGUGCAGGAGGUGGAACGAAGUCUUCCACAUCCCUGACCUUUGGAGGCGAUUCGAAUUCGAACUCAACCAGCCAGCAACUUCGUACCUGAAAUCCACUCACCCCGAGCUGAUCCAGCAGAUUAUAAAGAAGCACGCUCAACACCUGCAGUACGUCAGCUUCAAGGUGGAUAGUUGCACAGAGUCUGCUGUGGCUGCCUGUGACAUUCUUUCACAGUUGGUAAACUGCACAAUCAAGACACUGGGGCUGAUCUCAACAGCAAGGCCUAGCUUCAUGAAUGUUGCAAAGUCCCAUUUUGUCUCUGCUCUCACUGUGGUGUUUGUGAACUCGAAAUCGCUCUCGUCCAUUAAGAUUGAUGACACUCCUGUAGAUGACCCAUCUCUAAAAGUGCUUGUCGCUAACAACAGCGAUACGCUUAAACUUCUCAAGAUGAGCAGCUGCCCUCAUGUUUCCCCUGCCGGGAUUCUAUGCGUGGCUGAUCAGUGUCAUGGUCUUCGGGAACUUGCUUUGAAUUAUUACUUGCUGAGUGAUGAGCUGCUCUUGGCCCUGUCCACUGAGAAGCAUGUGCUCCUGGAACACCUGCGCAUUGAUGUUGUGAGCGAGAACCCUGGGCAGACCCAGUUCCACUCCAUCAAGAAGAGCAGCUGGGACGCUCUGGUGCAACACUCCCCCACGGUCAGCAUCGUUAUGUACUUCUACCUGUACGAGGAGGAGUUCGACCCCUUCUUCCGCGAGGAAACCCCCGUGACGCACCUCUAUUUUGGACAGGCUGUCAGCAAAGAGAUGCUUGGUCGCAUAGGACUGAACUGCCCCAGGCUGGUUGAGCUGGUUGUUUGCGCCAACGGCCUCCAGCCCUUGGAUGAUGAGCUCAUCCGUAUUGCUGACCGCUGCAAGAAUCUGACAGCUAUCGGUCUCGGGGAGUGUGAGGUGACUUGCAGUGGCUUUGUUGAGUUUGUAAAGAGGUGUGGUGGACGGCUCAGCCAGCUGUCCAUAAUGGAGGAGGUGCUAAUUCCAGAUAGCAAGUACAGCAUAGAGCAGAUUCACUAUGAGGUCUCGAAACACCUGGGAAGGAUGUGGUUUCCAGACAUGAUGCCCACAUGGUAAACUGUUCAGACUACAUAACCACACAACAGAGAUGGUCUCCACUUGGACAUUUCAUUGUGUAGAAGAAACAUAAACACAUAAAAGACCUUUGAUUCCCUCCUCUUUUUCUGACAACAUUAUUUUGGAUUCAGUUGUCAAAUAAUGAAAAUUACUUUAAAGACUUCUUUCCACAUCCUUAGAAAAAGAGUUUCUUACGGACAAACGAGAGAUCAUGUACCUACUCUGUUUGGCUCCCCAUCAAUCAAAACUUAUUUUACUGGAAGCAAGACUUAAAAUAAAGGAGGGAAACCAGAAAAAAAAAAAAAA
Polyodon spathula (Mississippi paddlefish) is the source of this 2204-nucleotide messenger RNA. RefSeq names its product F-box and leucine-rich repeat protein 3, like (gene fbxl3l). Gene Ontology annotation, cellular component: SCF ubiquitin ligase complex; nucleus; cytosol. The transcript is spliced from 7 exons. Gene Ontology annotation, molecular function: protein binding. NCBI's taxonomy places the organism in Eukaryota, Metazoa, Chordata, Actinopteri, Acipenseriformes, Polyodontidae. The coding region runs from base 687 to 1898 and encodes 403 amino acids. The record is from RefSeq and is a predicted model, not a curated record. Gene Ontology annotation, biological process: G2/M transition of mitotic cell cycle; regulation of cell cycle; SCF-dependent proteasomal ubiquitin-dependent protein catabolic process.